CUGCCCCUCCCCAUCGCCUUACACCAUGCAAUUCCUCGUCGUCAUCUCUGCCUCUUUGGCGCUGGGCUUUCUCUUCGCUACUGCGGCGCCUGUCGUCGUACGGGGCACCGACCUCACAGCCACCGCUGCGUCUGACGCCUUGACGGCCAGACAGGACGAGUGUACGAAGCCCGAGAAUGACCGUAUGAAGGGGUCAUCAGGAGACAAAGGCGACGAAGGACACCUUCAGGCGUGUUUCUAGAUGAGUACGCUGUGGGGGUGCUGUACGACGUGGUUCCGUCAUAUACGCGCUGCUACAUAGGACCCCGAG
Schizophyllum commune H4-8 is the source of this 310-nucleotide messenger RNA. RefSeq lists its product as uncharacterized. Bases 26 to 241 code for a protein of 71 amino acids. The record is from RefSeq and is a predicted model, not a curated record. The transcript is spliced from 3 exons. Lineage: Eukaryota; Fungi; Basidiomycota; Agaricomycetes; Agaricales; Schizophyllaceae.